AUGGCCGCGGACGAAGUUGCCGGAGGGGCGCGCAAAGCCACGAAAAGCAAACUUUUUGAGUUUCUGGUCCAUGGGGUGCGCCCCGGGAUGCCGUCUGGAGCCCGAAUGCCCCACCAGGGGGCGCCCAUGGGCCCCCCGGGCUCCCCGUACAUGGGCAGCCCCGCGGUACGACCCGGCCUGGCCCCGGCGGGCAUGGAGCCCGCCCGCAAGCGAGCAGCGCCCCCACCCGGGCAGAACCAGGCACAGGGCCAGGGCCAGCCCGUGCCCACCGCCCCAGCGCGGAGCCGCAGUGCCAAGAGGAGGAAGAUGGCUGACAAAAUCCUCCCUCAAAGGAUUCGGGAGCUGGUCCCCGAGUCCCAGGCUUACAUGGACCUCCUAGCAUUUGAGAGGAAACUGGAUCAAACCAUCAUGCGGAAGCGGGUGGACAUCCAGGAGGCCCUGAAGAGGCCCAUGAAGCAAAAGCGAAAGCUGCGCCUUUAUAUCUCCAAUACUUUUAACCCCGCGAAGCCCGAUGCCGAAGAUUCCGAUGGCAGCAUUGCCUCCUGGGAGCUGCGGGUGGAGGGGAAGCUCUUGGAUGAUCCCAGUAAGCAGAAGAGGAAGUUUUCUUCCUUCUUCAAGAGUUUGGUCAUUGAGUUGGACAAAGAUCUUUACGGCCCAGACAACCACCUUGUUGAGUGGCACCGGACACCCACAACCCAGGAGACAGAUGGGUUCCAAGUGAAGAGACCAGGGGACUUGAGUGUGCGCUGCACCCUGCUCCUGAUGCUCGACUAUCAGCCUCCCCAGUUCAAACUGGACCCCCGCUUAGCCCGGCUGCUGGGGUUGCAUACACAGAGCCGCUCAGCCAUUGUCCAGGCACUGUGGCAGUAUGUGAAGACCAACAGGCUACAGGACUCCCAUGACAAGGAAUACAUCAAUGGAGACAAGUAUUUCCAACAGAUUUUUGACUGUCCCCGCCUGAAGUUUUCUGAGAUCCCCCAGCGCCUCACUGCCCUGCUGUUGCCCCCUGACCCAAUUGUGAUCAACCAUGUCAUCAGCGUGGACCCAUCAGACCAGAAGAAGACAGCGUGCUAUGACAUUGAUGUGGAGGUGGAAGAACCACUGAAGGGGCAGAUGAGCAGCUUUCUCCUGUCCACAGCCAACCAGCAGGAGAUCAGUGCUCUGGACAGUAAGAUCCAUGAGACGAUUGAAUCCAUAAACCAGCUCAAGAUCCAGAGGGACUUCAUGCUAAGUUUCUCCAGAGACCCCAAAGGCUACGUCCAAGACCUGCUCCGCUCCCAGAGCCGUGAUCUCAAGGUGAUGACAGAUGUGGCUGGUAACCCUGAGGAAGAGCGUCGGGCUGAGUUCUACCACCAGCCCUGGUCCCAGGAAGCCGUCAGCCGAUACUUCUACUGUAAGAUCCAGCAGCGCAGGCAGGAGCUGGAGCAAUCGCUGGUCGUGCGCAACACCUAGGAGCCCAUGAACAAGCAUCACUGUGGACCAGCCACGCUGCCCAGCAUAAGCCCUGGGCUCUGGACUCCCUCUCCCGCGCUGUGGUGGGGGUGGGGAGGGCUGGAUUAAAGGUCACUCAUCAGACAA
Molecule: messenger RNA, 1578 nt
Organism: Grammomys surdaster
Lineage: Eukaryota; Metazoa; Chordata; Mammalia; Rodentia; Muridae
Gene: Smarcd3
Product: SWI/SNF related, matrix associated, actin dependent regulator of chromatin, subfamily d, member 3
Exons: 13
Coding region: 1-1452 (483 amino acids)
Biological process (GO): regulation of transcription by RNA polymerase II
Cellular component (GO): nucleus; SWI/SNF complex
Source: RefSeq, a predicted model, not a curated record